AUGAGGGCUCAUUCUGUUUUUAGGACUCAAGUCCGCUCUCUUACCAGGCCCUCUGGAGUUUCAACUAAACUCCAAUGCGGCGUCUAUCGACGAUGCAUUACCACUGCUCCUCUCCGAAGCUUCGCUACUAUUCCCCGUAGCGCCCCAGUGAUAGGACGAUGGCAGCAGGUCCGAUAUUCCUCUGCCGCAGCUUCUGUGUUGGAACAAGCUGCGGCGGACCCAACUACACUCACUCAAUCUGCGAUCAUUGAAAAUAUGGAUGAAGCAGAAAUGAAUCGGUUAUCUAAAGUCAGAAACAUUGGAAUUGCGGCACAUAUCGACAGCGGUAAAACCACUUCGACAGAGCGAAUCCUCUACUAUACCGGCCGUAUCGCAGCUAUCCACGAAGUUCGCGGACGGGAUUCCGUUGGUGCUAAGAUGGACUCCAUGGACCUGGAGCGUGAGAAAGGUAUCACGAUUCAAUCAGCGGCCACCUUUUGCGACUGGGUCAAGCGAGAAAAUGGAAAAGAAGAAAAAUACCACAUCAAUUUAAUUGAUACGCCUGGACACAUCGAUUUCACAAUCGAAGUUGAGAGAGCCCUGCGUGUUCUGGAUGGCGCAGUCUUGAUUGCCUGUGCCGUGUCCGGUGUUCAGUCGCAGACUAUGACCGUCGACCGACAGAUGAGACGCUACAAUGUUCCGCGAAUUUCUUUCAUCAAUAAGAUGGACAGAAUGGGUGCAAAUCCUUUCAAGGCCAUUGAGCAAAUUAACCAGAAGCUGAAGAUUGCGGCUGCCGCUGUUCAAGUACCAAUUGGCGCUGAGGAUGAAUUUGAGGGUGUUGUGGAUUUGAUUCGGAUGAAGGCUAUCUACAAUGAGGGUUCCAAAGGUGAAAUUGUAGUGGAAAAGGAUGAAAUUCCAGAGAAAGUCAAGGCCAUCGCAGAAGAACGGAGGAGAAUGCUUAUCGAAACGCUCGCCGAUGUGGAUGAUGAAAUUGCUGAGCUUUUCCUCGAGGAGAAAGAACCCACCCAAGAGCAGAUCAAGGCUGCGAUUCGACGUUCCACAAUCGCUCUGAAAUUUACACCUGUCUUUAUGGGAUCCGCUCUCGCGGAUAAGUCAAUACAGCCCAUGCUGGAUGGCGUUUGUGAUUACCUCCCGAAUCCUUCUGAAAUUGAGAAUCUCGCACUCGACCAAAAGAGAGACGAAGCCCCUGUCAAACUCGUGUCUUAUAACUCUCUUCCGUUCGUUGGUCUUGCUUUCAAGCUCGAGGAGAGCAACUAUGGACAACUUACAUAUAUUCGUGUGUACCAAGGUACACUUCGGAAGAGCUCCAAUGUCUUUAAUGCUAGAAGCGGCAAGAAAAUCAAGGUUCCGCGAAUUGUGCGAAUGCAUUCAAAUGAGAUGGAAGAUGUGGAUGAGAUCCCUGCUGGCGAGAUCUGUGCUGUGUUUGGCGUUGACUGCGCGUCCGGAGAUACCUUUACCGAUGGUCAACUCGCCUACAGCAUGAGUUCGAUGUUCGUUCCCGAACCCGUCAUUUCGUUAUCGAUCCGGCCGAAAAACUCAAAAGAUUCGUCGAAUUUCUCCAAAGGUAUCAAUCGCUUUCAGCGCGAGGACCCUACCUUCCGUGUUCAUUUUGACGAAGAGAGUGAAGAGACCAUUAUCUCCGGUAUGGGUGAGUUGCAUCUCGAAGUUUAUGUUGAGCGCUUGCGCCGCGAGUACCGCGUCGACUGUGUGACCGGCAAACCACAAGUUGCAUAUCGGGAGACAAUUGGUGAGAAGACUGAGUUCGAUCACUUGCUUAAAAAACAAACUGGCGGUCCUGGAGACUUUGCCGGAGUUGUGGGUUGGCUGGAGCCGACAGGAAGCUUGGAGCAAAACAGAUUCGAGCAGCGAAUUGUUGGUGGUGCCAUUUCCGAGAAGUACAUCUACGCUUGCGAAAAGGGCUUCAAUCUGGCUUGUGAAAAGGGCCCGUUGACUGGACAUAAAGUCCUUGGAACUCAAAUGAUCAUUGUCGACGGUUCCACCCACGUAACUGAUUCAUCCGAAAUGGCCUUCAAGAUCGCCACCCAGCAAGCUUUCCGGAAAGCUUUCAAGAAUAGCAAGCCUCAGGUUCUUGAGCCGAUGAUGAAGACUGUCAUCACUGCUCCAGUUGAAUUCCAGGGUGAUAUUAUUGCGCUUCUAAAUAAGCGCAAUGCCGUUAUCAAUGAUACUGACACCGGCGUUGAUGAAUUUACGGUAUACGCGGACUGCAGCUUGAACGGUAUGUUCGGCUUCAGCACCCAUCUUAGAGCUGCCACUCAAGGAAAGGGGGAAUACACCAUGGAAUUCAGCCACUAUGAACGAGCUCCAGGUCAACUACAAAAACAACUCAUUGCCGAAUACGAAGCCGCCCAGGCUGCAAGACACAAGAAAUAG
This is a messenger RNA of Histoplasma capsulatum G186AR, 2391 nucleotides long. Its product is annotated as elongation factor G. Gene Ontology annotation, cellular component: mitochondrion. Lineage: Eukaryota; Fungi; Ascomycota; Eurotiomycetes; Onygenales; Ajellomycetaceae. Gene Ontology annotation, molecular function: translation elongation factor activity; GTPase activity; GTP binding. The coding region runs from base 1 to 2391 and encodes 796 amino acids. Gene Ontology annotation, biological process: mitochondrial translational elongation. The transcript has 4 exons. The record is from RefSeq and is a predicted model, not a curated record.